AUGCAAUUGAGAGGUGAUGAAGAAGAUGUUGAAAUUGAUAAAAGAUCGAAAAGUGUUGUUAUGAAAUCGAGAGAUGAUGAAGAAGUUGUUGAAAUCGAUGAGUUUUGCACCUGUGUGAUUUUUAUGAGAAUGUGUCACGAUCCUGGAGGUAAAAAAAAUCUUGUUAACAAUGUCAAGGCAACUUUCCCAAAUUGUGAUCCUAGCAAUCAGUCACAACUGCAUGAAACUGUAUCAGAAAGCUUAGUUUUGGGAGAACAACUAGGCUGGCUAGAUGAUCUGUUAGGUGAUUAUGAACCAGGUUUAAAAUUUAAGUCUCAUCGUAGGGCAUCUAGUGAUUUUGGAACUGUUUUGAAUGGAGUUGUUGAGUUUGAAAAAGAUGAUAAAAAUGAAAGUCAAUCUUCUUUUUCUUCUUCUUCAUUGGAAUCUGGUUGCAUAUAUAGACCUAACUCACCUAGGAGCAAGGACAAGGUAUCAUCCAUUCAAGAAACUGAUGAACUUAAUAUGGAGGCUAAACCAUUUAAAAGGCACUCUGCACAAAGGUCACGAGUGCGUAAACUCAUGUAUAUAGCAGAACUAGAAACAAUUAUUGGAAAGAUGCAAAAUAUCGUGUCAGAAUUGGGUAUUAAAGUUGAUUCUCUUGUAAAACAACAUGUUUAUUUGUCAGUGGAGAACAAGCAACUAAAGCACAAGUUUUCCAGAGAGCAACAAGAAAAAUUUCCCAUGGAACAUAAGUUGUUCAUCUUUCAUAAUUCAUGCUUCAUCAGUUCAUCCUUCAUAUUUUAUUUUGUUUAA
This is a messenger RNA of Lactuca sativa (garden lettuce), 792 nucleotides long. RefSeq lists its product as uncharacterized. The record is from RefSeq and is a predicted model, not a curated record. Lineage: Eukaryota; Viridiplantae; Streptophyta; Magnoliopsida; Asterales; Asteraceae. Gene Ontology annotation, biological process: regulation of DNA-templated transcription. Gene Ontology annotation, molecular function: DNA-binding transcription factor activity.